This is a messenger RNA of Exophiala dermatitidis NIH/UT8656, 1038 nucleotides long. Its product is annotated as alcohol dehydrogenase. The transcript is spliced from 3 exons. NCBI's taxonomy places the organism in Eukaryota, Fungi, Ascomycota, Eurotiomycetes, Chaetothyriales, Herpotrichiellaceae. The coding region runs from base 1 to 1038 and encodes 345 amino acids. Gene Ontology annotation, molecular function: oxidoreductase activity; zinc ion binding. The record is from RefSeq and is a predicted model, not a curated record.
AUGAAGGCACUCGUCUACAAAGGUAAUGGCCAAUGUGCCCUGGAAGACCGUGCGAUCCCGCAGAUCCAGGAACCUACAGAUGCCAUUGUGAAAGUGGUAUACACGACGAUUUGCGGGACAGACACCCACAUCCUGCAUGGCGACGUUCCGACGUGCACGCCAGGUCGAAUUCUUGGACAUGAAGGCGUUGGCAUCGUGCACGAAGCAGGGGCCGGGGUCUCGAGCUUCAAAAAAGGAGACCGCGUCCUAGUCAGUUGCAUCACCAGCUGUGCAACAUGCACAUACUGCCGACGAGCCAUGUACAGCCACUGCGUGAAGGGAGGCUGGAUUCUAGGCAACACCAUCGACGGCACUCAAGCCGAGUACGUUCGAAUCCCACUGGCCGACAGCGGACUGCAUGCGGUGCCCGCGGGAGUCGACGAAAAGGGGCUGGUGAUGCUCUCGGACAUUUUCCCCACGGGCCUCGAAUGCGGCGUGUUGAAUGGAAAGGUGCAGCCGGGGUCGACUGUCGCCAUAGUGGGCGCGGGACCGGUCGGGCUGGCGGCGCUGUUGACGGCCAAACUCUACUCGCCCAGUUUGAUCGUUGUCAUUGAUAAAGACAAUAACCGACUCAAGGUCGCGAAGAAGUUCGGGGCCGACCACACUAUCAACAGCGGGAACACACCACCCGAGGAAGCUGUCAUGAAACUCACUGACAACACCGGCUGUGAUGCCGUCAUCGAAGCUGUUGGCAUUGCUCCCACUCUGGAACUGGCUCAGGACCUGGUUGCGCCCGGCGGGACGAUUGCCAAUGUCGGCGUGCAUGGGAGCAGCUGCUCCUUGAAGAUUGAGAAGCUGUGGAAUGCAAAUAUCUCCUUGACCACCAGACUUGUGGAUGCAGUUACCACGCCGAUGUUGUUGAAGUUGUUUGCUGCGGGAAACAUUCGUCCUGGAGAUCUGAUUACUCAUGAAUUCAACUUUUCGGAGAUGGUGAAUGCGUACACGACGUUCAAGGCGGCGGCGGAGCAUGAGGCUUUGAAGAUGUUGAUUUCGGUGUGA